Molecule: messenger RNA, 1886 nt
Organism: Protobothrops mucrosquamatus (brown spotted pit viper)
Lineage: Eukaryota; Metazoa; Chordata; Lepidosauria; Squamata; Viperidae
Gene: KDELR1
Product: KDEL endoplasmic reticulum protein retention receptor 1
Exons: 5
Coding region: 88-726 (212 amino acids)
Biological process (GO): endoplasmic reticulum to Golgi vesicle-mediated transport; protein retention in ER lumen
Cellular component (GO): cis-Golgi network; endoplasmic reticulum; membrane
Molecular function (GO): ER lumen protein retrieval receptor activity
Source: RefSeq, a predicted model, not a curated record
CACCCCACCCCCAAGGCGCUCCUCUUUCGGCAGAUUUCCCACUGAGAAAGUAAGCGAAGCUUUCUCCGGCAGCCCAUCCGGAACGCCAUGAAUCUGUUCCGCUUCCUGGGAGACAUCUCGCAUCUGUUGGCUAUAAUCAUCUUGCUGUUGAAGAUCUGGAAGACCAGAUCCUGUGCUGGGAUCUCUGGGAAGAGCCAAGCUCUCUUUGCCAUUGUCUUCACUACUCGGUACCUAGAUCUAUUUACGAACUACAUCUCGUUGUAUAACACCUCCAUGAAGGUGGUGUAUGUUGCCUGUUCCUAUGCUACGGUAUGGAUGAUCUAUAACAAAUUCAAAGCCACCUAUGAUGGCAACCAUGAUACCUUCAGAGUGGAAUUCCUGGUCAUUCCGACAGCAGUGUUAGCGUUCCUAGUAAAUCAUGAUUUCACACCCCUAGAGAUUCUCUGGACCUUCUCCAUUUACCUGGAGUCAGUGGCUAUUUUGCCACAACUCUUCAUGGUCAGUAAAACAGGUGAGGCAGAGACCAUCACAAGUCAUUACCUCUUCGCUUUGGGAGUCUACCGUGCCCUCUACCUGUUCAACUGGAUUUGGCGCUACCAGUUUGAGGGGUUCUUCGACCUCAUUGCCAUUGUGGCUGGUUUGGUGCAAACGAUACUGUACUGCGAUUUCUUCUACCUCUACAUUACAAAAGUUCUAAAAGGCAAGAAGUUGAGUUUGCCUGCAUAAGUUAAGAUCAAGACUGCAACUAAAUACUUUGGCCAAGGAGAAUGAAAGGAAAGCUUCACAGAAAAUUGAGAUUUCUUUAAAAAUAUUAAGUGUCCUAUUGAUCUCAACUUCCACCCAGAACUUUGAUCUAAGCGUGGUUUGAGACAAAACAACGGAUGGUCCUUCUACAAAACAGACUGCUAUAGUUGGGGGUGAAGUGAAGCACAGCUUGAAUCCCAAGCUAACAAUGACUAUUCCUGGUUAAUAUGUAGAUUGUAGAUUUUUGGGUUUUUUUAACCCAUUUUGAUCAUUCUCUGUGUCUAUAAUGCUUGAGUAUUAUUUUUUGAUGAAUCAGCACAAGUAGGAAAUACAUUUUCAAAAAGUCUGUUAUCUGUAUCCUCUUAGUUUGGGUGUCAUGUUGAUAACUGCUAAUAUGAAAUGCAAGCUUUUCUGUUCAUGAAGGCCUGGUGCUACAAAAUUAUCCAGAUAAGACAGGAAUGCUUACAAAUUGUUUCUUUAAGUCUGGGUUUCCUUGGAUCUCACUUUUUGAAACAUCAGUGGCAAGAAAAUACCUUCUCCUUUAAAUAUUUGUCACUUACUUUCUCUUCAUUUUUGUAUUAUUUGAUGGUUAAAUCUUCAUCCACUAUAAAUAAAACCGAAAAACUCUUCCCCUUAUUAAUUAGUGCCUUCGUGGGAAGGAUGGGAAUUUAAAUAAAAAUAAAUUCUGCUUUCCGUGUUUGUAAUCUUUGUGCUUCAGGGUAUAUUGUGCUAUUCAUGUCUUCAUUGUCCCAUAUUAACUUUUUUAUCCUGCUUUUUCUGAUCUCUCUUAAAGCAGUGACUUAUUCUCCUGGGGUCUAUAUUAAAUGCUUGUAUUAGAACAUGUUUUCUAUAAAUGCCACGUAACUGCUGCUUCUUGAUACAUCAUCUCUGAAUUGAUAACAAAGUUGUAUGUUUUCAUAUGACAAGAACAAUUUUAAUGCUAUGAACCUGAACAAUCAGUGAAACUAAUUGAAGCCAUGUUUCAGCCAAUCUAGACUUCCAAUUUGUAUUACACCUUGAUUUAAAGUAUAUGUAUGCUUACUCAAAAGCAAAAUCUUUGGAAUAUUUGCUUUGAAACCAUGAAGGCAAGAUUGCACACACAACAUGUAAUUGUAUACAAUUACUUAGAAAUAAAUCUCAUU